AUGUAAAAAAAAUAACAAUCUCAACCUUUUUUGUUAAGCCAAUAAGAAGUACCGUUUUAAUGUCGAGUUGUUCGAAAACAUUUUUUUAAGGAUAGAGUAUAUUAGUUAAAAUAUUACAAUAACCAAAUCACAAUGACUUAUGUAAAUACUAUUGACAUAUUUUAGCAUUUAAAUAUUGAUGCUCCUAAAUAUAUUAUGAAAAUAGAUGAAUUCACUACUUUUGAAUGGUUAAUCAAACAAUAAAGGUUGUUUGGUUUCAAAUUUCCUUAUCAAGGGAAAUUAAAGGAGUUUCAUGCUGACCAGACUGACCUAAUCUCACUUAGAUAGAGAUUGAGUUACAAAAUGGUUUUCCUCAAUCUAAGUUAAAACUAUAAAUAUCUUACAACUUUAGAAUCAGGAUCGUUUGGUUAGGUAUGAAAUUAUCAUAUAUUAUUUAUAGGUUACAUCCAAUUAAUAUUACUUUAAUAAUAAUAAAGUGGCUAUUAAACAUAUAUUACUUAAUGGAAAGAAAGACUAAUAAAAACAAAUAGAGAAUGAAAUUUAGAUCCUAAGAUCAAUUAAACAUCCACGAUUACUUGAGAUCUAUGAAGUAUUUAAAAAUGAACUUUAUUAUUAAAUUGUGACUGAAUUUAUAGAAGGUGAUAAUUUAAAACAGCUAAUGUUAAAUAAAUUAAACCAAUUUAAAAAUGAAGAAAUUUUAGAAAUCAUGCAAGUAUAAAUUAAAUAAAAUUUAAGUAAUUAUUUGAAGCUUUGACUUAUCUUCAUCGUAAUUAGAUACUUCAUAGAGAUAUCAAACCAGCUAACAUUAUGUAUCAUAAUAAUAAGCUCAAAUUGAUCGAUUUUGGACUUGCUUGUUAUGAUGGUAAAUAAUUAUUAGAAAAUCCUAAUUGUGGCACAGAGGGUUAUGUAGCACCUGAAGUCUUAAAUGUUAAUUAAACUAAAUUAAAUUAUGAUUUUAAAGUCGAUGUAUAUAGUGCUGGUUGUGUAUUAUACAUGCUAUUAACUGGCACUAAAUUACAAAUAUCAAAUUAGUCAAGUAUGAGUUUUUAAAAAAAUAAAACAUAUCAAAAUAGUGAAAAUAGCUAAUUGUUCGAAUUAGUUAAAAUAAUGACAAAACCUAAUCCAUUUGAUAGACCAUCAAGUUUUUAGGUUCUAGAAUUAAUUAGAUUAAUAAAAGAGAAUUGUGCUUAUGAUAUCAGUUUAUGGUAUAGUAAUGCAUUUAAUCUUUCUAAUUCAAAUAAUUCUUAUUAGACUGCAUCUACUGCAAGGUAUAUUCAUACCUCAAAGAAUUAAAAAAGUGUUUGUAGCUUUAAUAGUGCCAGAGGAAUUGGCUAGACCCUUUCUAAAUAAAUUAUAAAAUGA
Molecule: messenger RNA, 1362 nt
Organism: Paramecium primaurelia
Lineage: Eukaryota; Ciliophora; Oligohymenophorea; Peniculida; Parameciidae
Source: the annotation of a GenBank genome assembly